Molecule: messenger RNA, 1611 nt
Organism: Microdochium trichocladiopsis
Lineage: Eukaryota; Fungi; Ascomycota; Sordariomycetes; Xylariales; Microdochiaceae
Product: major facilitator superfamily transporter
Exons: 4
Coding region: 1-1611 (536 amino acids)
Biological process (GO): transmembrane transport
Molecular function (GO): transmembrane transporter activity
Source: RefSeq, a predicted model, not a curated record
AUGGCUGUCACAGAGAAAACGCACGCCGUUACCGACGCGGAGCUUUCGAGCAGCAGCCGCACUCCAUCCUCGCACGGCGACACCUCUCCCCAGCAGACCGUCCUGAUCACGGCCGGCAACAACAAUGACCAGCCCUCUCAACCUGCCCAGCCGGCCAACGGUAUCCCCUUUGUCUGGAAGCUCGGCGCCGUGCUGCUCGUCUCGGCCAUCCGCUUCGGCUCCUCGUGGUCCGCCGGCAUCACCGGCGCCAUGAAGACGACCAUCAAGAAGGAGCUCAAGAUCAACAACUCGCAGUUCUCCCUCCUCGAGGCCAGCGAGGACUUUAUGGUGCUCAACCUGAUCCUCUGGUCCGGGCUGGUCACCGACCGCAUCGGCGGCGCCUCUGCCAUCAUGUACGGCAACAUCAUCUUCACCAUUGGCUCGAUCCUGGUCGCGGCGGCCACGCAGGUGCGCAGCUUCCAGUUCAUGAUUGGCGGGCGCGUUAUCCUCGCAAUCGGCGACAUCGCCACGCAGAUCGCCCAGUACAAGGUCUUCUCGAGCUGGUUCCCGCCAAACAACGGCUUUGCAUCUACAUUGGCAUUUGAGCUAGCGCUGGGCAAGAUAGGUGGCUUCGCUGGCAAGAGUUCGGCGAAUAUUAUUGCCAAGAACACCGGCAACUUCGCAUGGGUUUUCUGGGUCGCCGUCUUCAUGAACCUCUUCACCAACUUCGCCACGGCCGGCUUCUACUGGUUCAGCAAGGUCGCGCGGGCCCGGUUCGGGAACAACGUGGACCCGUCGACGGGCGAGCAGCUCACCGAGAAGAACAAGAGGUUCGAGAUCAAAAAGGCGCUCCAGCUACCCUGGAUCUUCUGGACCGUCCUUGCGUUCUCGCUGUUCCAGACUUCCGCGGCCAUCGUGUUCACCCAGAACGCGACGGAACUUGCCGAGCAGCGCUUCAACGUUGACUCCAUCACUGCGGGCUGGUACACGUCCUUGGUGCAGUAUGCCGGGUUCUUCCUGGUGCCGUGUAUCGGUGUCUUUGUGGACGUGCUGGGCAACAGACUGACACUGAUGACAAUCUGCGCCAUCGGCAUGGUCGCUUCCAUGUCCCUCGUCGCCUUUGCCACCACACCCUCAGGCACUGCCGCGGCCUUUGCCAUCUACGCCGUCGCCUCGUCCUUCGGUCCGACCAUCAUCAUCGACAGCAUCCGCACAUCCAUGUGGCACCAGUCCGUGUUCGGCUCUGCAUACUCGCUCAAGAUCGCCAUGAACAAUGCCACGAACAUCAUCGUCCGCAUCGUGACCGGCGCCAUCCAGGACAGGGACCACAACUCGUACGCCAACGUGGUCAUCGUGUACAUGGCACUGACGGUCGCCGCCCUCGCCGUGGCCGUGACCCUGCUCUCGUCGUCCUUCUGCCUCUCGCAGAACCUGCGCCACCUGCAGUGGACGCGGAAGCAGCGCCGCGCGGAAGGCGCGAGCUGGAACGAGCGGCGCAAGUCCUUCGAGGAGGGCGCGCAAGGGGAGAAGAACAGGCGGGUCUCGCUGAUCUGUCUGGGCUUGCUGGGCUUGCUGAUGGGUGGUGGAUGGGCAGCGUUCCUCUGGGGCGCCGUCAAUGGCAAGACCGAAUAA